Pangasianodon hypophthalmus (striped catfish) is the source of this 2269-nucleotide messenger RNA. Its product is annotated as erythroid membrane-associated protein. Gene Ontology annotation, molecular function: protein binding. Lineage: Eukaryota; Metazoa; Chordata; Actinopteri; Siluriformes; Pangasiidae. The transcript has 10 exons. The coding region runs from base 58 to 1323 and encodes 421 amino acids. The record is from RefSeq and is a predicted model, not a curated record.
ACACCUUAGUUCACUGCUUCAGGGAACACUUUAUUUUCAUCGUCAACAGAGGAAACGAUGAAAAAAAGAAGAACAGACUCUUCGGGUGAAAACUCAUCACCAGUCUCUCAGACAAUGUUUCCCAUUGAUUGGCGAAGCCUGCCACCAAAAUUGUCACAGGAAUUCCCAGAGAAGGCAACAGCUGCACAAUCUGCCCCCUGGAGUAAGCCUACUCUCAGUAAUAAGCCUGCCCUGGGGCGAAUGCAAAGCCUGGAGGAAUGUUUUCAGUUGCUCACAGACAUGGCCAAGGAGCUAGAAGAUAUCAGCAAGGGCAGAAAUAAAAGCACACUGGAAAGGUACAAGAAAGUUUCAGGAGAAGACUCUGUGCCAGGAGACGUGGAGAGCAGCAAGAGUCUCAUUCUGUCAUGGGCUAAAGAAAUGGACACGCUCAACAUGUCAAGAGGAGUGAAAAAGAAAGCAUCCUUGAAAGCAGAGGUUACACGAAUGAGCAAUAACGAUGUGUGUGAUUUCUCAAAAGACAGGGAGAGGAUCAUGAAGUGGGCACACGAGUUACAGACUGUCACAGAGAACCUGAGUCUGUUAGAUGGAGACUUAAAGCAGAUUCUUACUAACCACAGCAAAAUGAAUAGAAAAGUAGAUGAAGUUCUUCCCUUUCUGGAGUUUGUGGUCUGGUCUCUUCUCUCACGUGACUCUGAGGAGGAUCUUUCAAAAAUAUGGUUGCCAGCUAAGCAGAGAACAUGGAAGACAAGCAGCCAGAAAUAUAUUCCUAAUUCAGUUUGGCAGUGGAUUCAGAGUGCCUCAGUGGCUGUACAUCUAGAUUCCAGUUCAUGCCACCCCUGGCUGCAUGUGUCAGAAGAUAAACUGAAAGUGUAUGAAUUGCCCGAGGCCCCUCGAGGGCAGCAGUGGGACAACCCUCAACAGUUUGACAAGCUGCCGUUCAUCCUAGGGCUCAACGGAUUCUCCACUGGGAGACACUAUUGGGAGGUGGAGGUUCCAGCAAAAGGAAAAUGGAGGUUAGGGGUAGCAGCUGCAUCUGCUCAAAGAAAAGGCCGCUUCCACAUUGCUCCAGGAGCAGGGUACUGGACUAUUUGUCACAGGCCUGAGAAUCUCCAGGCAUGCACUGAUCCCCGUAUCGAGCUACCAAAUUCUGUACCUCUUCAGGUGGUUGGGGUUUAUGUGGACUGUGAGGAAGGACAAGUGUCCUUCUAUAAUGCUAACAGCAGAUUCCAUAUCUACACUUUCACACAGACUUUCAGAGAAGUGAUUUUCCCUGUUUUUGCUUGUCUGGAUGGGAACACUGUGCUAAAAAUCUGUACAUCAUAAAUCUGUAUUUGAUGAAAAGCAAAAACUGAUGCAAGUUCGAGAGAACUUCAACUGCAUACACCACUAUUUCUCUGUCCCUAAAAUUGCAAUGUGCACAGGAGCAUUGUCAUGCUGAAACAGGUUUGUGCCCCUUAGUUCCAGUGAAGGGAAAUUGUAAUGUUAUAGGCUACAAAGACAUUAUAUACAAUUGUGUGCUUCCAAAUUUGCGGAACCAGUUUGGGGAAGAACCACAUAUGGGUGUGACGGUCAGGUGUCUGCAAACUUGUGGCCAUAUAGUGUAUAUGUUGGAGAGUUGUAUCAGCCUGUCUCUUACCAGUUGAGUUGAGGUGGACAAGAGAAUAUGAAAAAUAAGGAACUGAUUAUACAGACUCGAAAUUUAAAGUGGAACAGCACUUAUAGUUGUGUUGGAGCUCCUAAACGUGUUAUUCAAUCAUAAUAAUAAUAUUAAUCAAUUAUAAGUAAUGAUGUCACAUUAAGAUGUUAAUCACUAAUUAUAAUUAAUUAUGUUACUGAAGUAUGUUAAUCCAUAUUAACAUAUGGGACAUAUUAACACAUAUGUUAAACCAAUUAGUCCAUUAUAUUACUGUAUAUUGUUAUUCUGUUUACUCAGUAGUAUAUGUAGUUAUUUUAGAUCAAAUCUAUUUAUAGUUGCAAAAAAAAUAUGCUUGAAAACAUGUUUAUUCCAGAGGUGGUAAGAUGUUGGGUCAGAGUGACAUAUGAACUAAUAUACUGAUUUGAUGUAUUUGUUACAUAAAACGAACUGAUUCCUGAUUUGGUAAUUUUAAGUAAUUAUUAGCAUCAUUUCAGCUGACCAAAUGUGUAAGUUAAAGCAUAAAGGUGAUAGAAAGUAAAUACUUUUGCAGUUAUAAUUUUCCUUUCUUUUCUCUUUUCCUUAUAUUUACUUUAAACCUUUUUUUGUAAGAAGAGUUUUGCAAAUAAAUCUGAA